GAGCGACUCUGGUCCCUGGCCGUCUUUACCUUAUAUGGUAAUCAUAACCAUAUAUGUCACAACACAAACAUCUAUAAAUAAACGUUAUGAAUGAGUGUAAUAUGACCAUAUAUGAAGAAAGCGUAAUCAAAUAACGUGCGAGGGGUACCGAAUGGAGAAACAAGAAAAAACAUCGUUGGAAUAAUCUCCCCUUUUGAUUGCACACGAGCUUUCAAACGGUUGAGAUCCGGUGCCCAAGACAGGAGAAAAGUGAACAGUAUUGCUGGGGACUCCAAUGCUCAUCGGAUUAAGGAUAUUCUUCCUGACGAUAUAGCUGUCAAAUGCCUGCCAAUCUCUGAUGAGAAUAUGUAAUGACAAUGACAUUCGCCAACUCUGUUUUCAAAGGUGCCAAAUUUUCUUGUGAUCGUUUUCGCCAGGCAUUGUUGAGAGACUUGCGGAAGAUGGAUGUUCAACAGCUGUAUCUUCAUCUAGGCUCAAAUGACAUUCUUACGAAUGAAGCGGUGUUUUACCGAGAUGUAGCUGACUUGUGCGAUUUGGUGCAUCAGAAGGCGCACAAUCGGUGUCCAGAAUGCAGGGUUGUUUGCUCCAACGAAGACGCUUUGCUGAGCCACUUCUGCAGUCGCCACAUCAAGCAACCAGAGACUGGAAAAGAGAGUAAAAUUAAGCUGAUAGGCUCACCAAUGAUUGCAUCUGCUAAUCAUGAACUCAACGAAGUCAGCUCAAGGAAGUGGAAGGCAUGCUUGGAAAAUAGAAGUUUCCAUUAUGAAGAACAUACAAACAUUUCCCACCCACCAUGUGGAUCAAGAUGUUUGGGCUGAUGAUUCUGGGUCGUAUGUGUGGACAAGGUGGUCUUCAUUACAUCAUGAUGCAGCUGUGUAUUCAACAACAUGUUAACCUGUCCCAGCGGAUGUUGAUGCUCUUAAAUCUCUUAAAUGAUGUUGAGAAAAAUCCAGGACCGGUACUUUAUGACAAAAUAUACAUCGUUUAUUGAAUAACUAUAUAUAUUUAUUUUAACAUUAAAGUGAUUUUUUUCUUGCAUUUUUGUGCCUUUUGUUACUGAGAACUAUUUUAUCAUAUGUUGGUGAUUGAAACCCAGGACCUGUAAGUGCUUCUUAAUAUUUGCAACAAAUGACAAAUCAUGUUAAGUUUUUGAAACAUCUGUUUUUUGUUCAGUUAAAGGACAUAUUGAACUCACUAAUUGCUAAGUUAACUUAGAUGCAUCAAGUUUUUUUGAUGAUUUCUACUUUCUGUUGAAUCAUUAUCCUUUCCAAAGCCAGAGAGAUAUAGUGUUGGCGUUUUCCAUCGGUCAGUCUGUCAGUCCAUCCAUCUGUUUGUUACAAACAUUUUAGGGCUUCAUAUCAUGAAUUUAAUAAGAUUUCAACAUGGAAAAAUAAGUGUAUGCCAUAUUCAUACAAUAGUGCAAAUUUA
This is a messenger RNA of Dreissena polymorpha, 1428 nucleotides long. RefSeq lists its product as uncharacterized. The transcript is spliced from 7 exons. The coding region runs from base 351 to 818 and encodes 155 amino acids. The record is from RefSeq and is a predicted model, not a curated record. NCBI's taxonomy places the organism in Eukaryota, Metazoa, Mollusca, Bivalvia, Myida, Dreissenidae.